Messenger RNA from Neoarius graeffei (lesser salmon catfish), 1382 nucleotides. It is a transcript of the gene ankrd67, whose product is annotated as ankyrin repeat domain 67. NCBI's taxonomy places the organism in Eukaryota, Metazoa, Chordata, Actinopteri, Siluriformes, Ariidae. The record is from RefSeq and is a predicted model, not a curated record. Gene Ontology annotation, molecular function: protein binding. The transcript is spliced from 4 exons. The coding region runs from base 1 to 1284 and encodes 427 amino acids.
AUGGCAUUCGUCGGGCCCGAGCUGCAUUGGAAGUGGAUAGAGCUCCAUGACUUGGUGUCGCUGCGUGCUGUAGAGAGGAAGAUUCACACCCCCACCGGUGCUGCUGUCAGGCCGAGGCAGUGGAGGCUCCACAGUCGUCCCCGAGCCCAGCACUCUCGGUUGGACGAGCACAAGCUGCAUUACGCCGCCUGGGACGGACGCGUGGAGCACGUGAAGGCCCUGGUGGACUGUGGCGUCCCUGCUAACUGCCCAGAUCCUCGUGGCUGGACAGCUGUCCACCAUGCUGCCUUCAGAGGACACCUUGCACUGCUCAGGUUCUUGCUUCACACCAGUGAAAUAGACGUGAACUGUUUGGAUUUCUUCAGCUGCACCCCCCUGCACCGUUCCUGCAUGGGAGGCAACAAAGAUGCCACCGAGUACCUCCUCCAGAAAGGAGCGUCCCAUGAGGCACGCUCUUGUUGUGGCCAAACACCCCUCCACCUGGCUGCGGCUGGUGGGCACCUGGGCACGGCGCGGACGCUGCUACAACACCUGGCAUCACCUGACGUGCUGGACUCACGCAGGUGGACGCCACUGCACUGGGCCGUGUUCGGGGGUUGGGGUGAUGUGGCCGAGCUGCUCCUGGAUAACGGGGCAGAGUUGGAAGGGCCGAGCGGUGUGGGUAUGAGUCCCCUGCAGCUGGCUGUGAUGAUUGGAGACGAGGCAGCCGUCAGACUCCUGCUUCAUCGUGGAGCCGAUGCUAACCUCAGAGGAUCCAAUGGGCGAACGGCACUGCACCUGUGUGCCUGCUCUGCUGAGAAGAAGAUCCUGCAGCACCUGCUAGCCGCUGGAGCGAAGGUGUGUGUGAGGGACAGGGAUCAGGCCGCUCCGCUGCACCUGGCCGCCCUCAGUGGCUCCAGCGCCGUUCUCCAUCUCCUCAUCCUGAACGGGGCUGGGCUGGAGGACAGGGACAGCCUUCACAUGACCCCGCUGCAUUACUCCACCCUAAAGGACAAUGCUGAAGCGGCAAAGCUCCUGCUGCAUUAUGGAGCAGAUGUGGAUGCCACUGAAAGGCUGGGGAAGACCCCGCUGCACCUGGCCACAGAAAGGGGGCACUGCAAGGUUCUGAGUGUUCUGCUAGAAAGAGGUGCAGAUCCUUCCAUUAAGACCAAGUGGAGGGAGACGACGGAAGACCUGGCAAGAACACACAAGCAGUACGGAUCACUUAAAGUGCUCCAGGAACACAGGAAACCUCCUCUGAUAUAUCAAACUCCAGGCCAUACUGUCACUGAGAGUGUUUGGUAACAAGACACACACACACAGGAUGAUGUCCAGAUCAACAUGGACACCAGCUGCCUGAGAUCCUGUGUCACAUUCAAUUCAAACUAAUGGACUGGACUGCU